This is a messenger RNA of Ogataea parapolymorpha DL-1, 2166 nucleotides long. RefSeq names its product Protein PUF4. Gene Ontology annotation, biological process: post-transcriptional regulation of gene expression. Lineage: Eukaryota; Fungi; Ascomycota; Pichiomycetes; Pichiales; Pichiaceae. Gene Ontology annotation, cellular component: cytoplasm. The coding region runs from base 1 to 2166 and encodes 721 amino acids. Gene Ontology annotation, molecular function: mRNA binding. The record is from RefSeq and is a predicted model, not a curated record. The transcript has a single exon.
AUGGCAGACCAGACCACACUCUCGUCGCUCGAAGAGACAACGGCGCAGGACGUGACCACCACCACGACGCCGCCGAUCUGCGAGAUUUCGUUUGCGAAAAAGACCCAGUCCCAGCCCACAGAGCUCGACGACAUCAGCCAGGUCCUCAACCGUCUGAAUUUGGAUCUGGAGGAGACGCCGGAGCGCAUGGACCACAUGGACCACCUGGAUAGGCUGGACAGCCUGGACACCCGCGGCACGAACUCGUCCAUCUUCUCCACGCAGUUCUCGCCGCUGGCCCAGCAGGUCAAGACACAUGUCCCUUCGACGCCGCCGGAUCCGACAUCGUCUGCCAAUUCGUCCAAUUCGACGCUGCUGUUGCCCAACCAACACUCCUUCGCGGCGACACAGCCUAGAACCCCCAACUGGUCCAACUCUGCCAACCUCACCUCGUUCCAGUCUCACGUGUUACCCGACCUCGCGUCCACACCUAACACCCAAACAUCGCAGUUUAGCCACCAGUUCCUGUCGAUGACCCCUCAGAAAAUGCACUCGCCAAUCUCCAGCUUCAGCGGCACCCACGCGACGCCGUUCUCCUCGGCCAGCUCCGCCGGCAUCGGCUUUGGAGCCUCCAAUGUAGGGCAGUUUGUGCUGCCCGACAACACCUCUGCACCGCGGCCCCAGGAGAAUGACGAGCUCUUCGACCCCCUGUCGGCGUCGUCUACCACCUCGUUUGGCCCCCCAAUUGGCAUGAGUGACUCCUGUCGGCGCGUCACCUAUCCGGUCACGUCUCCUGGCUCCGAAGCCUCGAUCUCGGCCCUGCAUCCAGCCUUGACCAACGAGAUGCUCGCCGGCACCGUUGCGGGCGGCUCCAUCGGCAUGGGCAUCUCCCAUAGCGGUUCAAACGGAGCUUUCCCAGGCUCCAACCUUAUCUCCAACUUCAACCAGCAGAUUUCGCUGCCGUUCAACGGCAGAGGUGGCUACAAGUCGAACUACAAUGGCUACACCAAGCAACCGCAGCCAGACACCCAGCGGCCGCCAAUGGCGAUGUCGACGGCCAACGUGCACAGAAAGCACUCGUCCAACAAGCGGCGUGGCGAGGACGCCUCCAAGUUCCUCAAUGCCACGCUCAACGACUUUGUUAACGACAUCUAUUUUCUGUGCAAAGACCAGCACGGGUGUCGGUUUUUGCAGCGGCAGCUGGAAAUCGGCGGUCCCGAGGCAGCCACCAAGAUCUUCAACGAGGUCCAGCUCAACGUGAUUGAGCUGAUGGUCGAUCCGUUCGGCAACUACCUCAUCCAGAAACUACUGGAGAAGGUGAACGACGAGCAGCGCACCAUCCUGGUACAGAACGCCUCGUCGCAGUUUGUGAGGAUUGCGCUCGACGCACACGGAACCCGGGCGUUGCAGAAGCUCGUCGAGUGCACCAAGACACAGGCUGAAAGUGACAUCAUCGUCCAGUCGCUGGCUUCGUACGUGGUUCUUUUGAGCAGAGACCUGAACGGCAACCACGUUGUCCAGAAGUGUCUACAGAAGCUGCCGUCCUCGGCGUGCGACUUCAUCUUUGACGCUGCGUGCGAGAACUGCGUGAAGAUCGCCAAGCAUAGACACGGCUGCUGCGUCCUGCAACGGUGCUUCGACCACGGGUCUGCGCAGCAGUGUGAGCGGCUGGCACUGGAGGUGGGCCAGAACUGCGUCGAGCUCAGCACGGACCCUUACGGCAACUACGUGGUGCAGUACGUGCUGAGCAUGGAGGAGAACCGGCUGCGUGUGAAGAACGAUCCGGACGCGAGCGCCAGACUGCCCAACACCGUGCGGGCCAUCGAGCUCGUGGUUUCCGCGCUGCAGUCCAGCCUGAUCCGGCUCUCGACGCACAAGUUCGGCUCGAACGUGAUCGAGAAGAGCCUGCGGAUCCCGACGCUGGCUCCGCUGCUGAUCGGCCAGCUGCUCAAGGAGGACUCGAAUUUGCGGCUGUUGCUCCACGACGCGUACGGUAACUACGUGCUGCAGACGGCCCUGGACGUGGCCGACGACUCCAGCUUCCGAGACCUGAGCGAGAUGCUCAGGCCGUAUCUGGGGGACGUCAGAAACACUCCGCACGGCCGCCGCAUCGUUUCCAAGCUGGCUUCCAGGGGCGGCUCUACGGUCCAGGUUUCUCCGUUCGAUCGCAACGGCUACUCAUUGUGA